ACCAGGCCGACGGCAUAAAGCGGGUUGGGCGAACUGGUUCCAUAUAAGGGGCGUUCGCCAUCGAAGGUACGGACCACACACAGAGGACUCCAGAACAUUCUUCUUUUCUGUUCGCACAAUGACAGCUUGCGCGACUGAAAAGGGCCUUACAAGUGCGACGGUACCGCUGUCUAUCAAAACACACGGAUACUGACACGGCUCAAAAGCAGACAUGUAGGGGCACUGUCGGCCAGUGGGUCGGGAGAAGCGGGAUAAAGAGGGGAUUACGGAUAAAGUGGCGACAUUUUUCUCUCAGGAUGUUCAGAUUCGGAACUAGUCAAGACAGGGUAGAGUGUUCGAAGGAUUCCAUAGAGAGAAAGUUUGGUGGAACUCAGGCGCUUCAACAGGCGCCUGGGCGCACCAAGUAUCUUUAUCUUCUGGAUGUAACCCAGCCUUCUACGCCACCAAAGCUAUUUUUACUCGGCCGAGUCCUGCGCAUUGGAGAAUAGAGGUUCUCGAAUUUCGAACUACGUGCAGGGACGACGGGACGGAAGCUGAAGCGUGACCUUUUU
This is a messenger RNA of Serpula lacrymans var. lacrymans S7.9, 551 nucleotides long. RefSeq lists its product as uncharacterized. The coding region runs from base 297 to 488 and encodes 63 amino acids. NCBI's taxonomy places the organism in Eukaryota, Fungi, Basidiomycota, Agaricomycetes, Boletales, Serpulaceae. The transcript has a single exon. The record is from RefSeq and is a predicted model, not a curated record.